Symbiodinium natans is the source of this 2082-nucleotide messenger RNA. The record is from the annotation of a GenBank genome assembly. NCBI's taxonomy places the organism in Eukaryota, Dinophyceae, Suessiales, Symbiodiniaceae.
AUGGUUUGGGCGCGAAACUGGGUCCACCAUCGCCUCGCGCAGCUGCUCGGCCACCAGACAGCCUUCGCCCUGACGCGAUGGGGCAUCGGCAGGUCGGUGGCGACCCUGCUGGCGCGUGUAGGCACGCAGAAGAUCGCCCUCGGAGCUGUCGCCACAGGUGCAACAGGCCUCCACCUCCACCAAAACACCAAGGAGCGGCACACUCUGGGUGGCGACGUGCUGGCGUCGGGCCAGGAGGUGGAAUGGUUGAACGCGGCCAUCCGCCCCAUCUGGGAGCAUCUGAAUGCAGGUUUUCGCCGGCUCAUCGAAGAUGAGAUCCAGCCCGCAUUGCAGAAGCGUCUGGGUGUCGUUGGUAGCUACAUCUCCUUCACCAAGCUGUCCCUGGGUCAAUCUGCUCCUCGAUUUGGGCCUGUGCGCGUGACCCGGUCCAGCCAUGGCCUUGAAAUCAACGUGGGCUUCUGCUUGGAGGGCAACGGCUUGAUUGAGUUUUCCACAGGUGUUGCCUCCAUCCAGGUGAGCAACAUCACUGUGGAGGGCACCCUCAGGGUUGGCCUGCAUCCACUGGUCGACUCGCUGAAUCCGGUGGGAGGGAUCUCCGUCACCUGCCUGGACAGGCCGACAAUCGACUUGACCAUCAAAGCCGGGUCCGAGUUCAUCCCCAACCUGUACAACUUCGUACGUGACACGGUGGACGACGUGGUCGCCAGCCUGCUUGUGAUGCCGAACGUCAUCGCGAUACCGCUGGCGCGGCUGUGGGAAACCUUCGGUCCCGUCACGGACGCGUGCGCGAUCCGGCAUCCGGCACCCUUGGGCUACCUGCGGGUGCGCCUCGAGGGCGUUAGCUCCGCGGCCGCCUUGCCAAGCGGCCUCUACGUCGAGAUGAUGAUCGGCUGCAGCUCCUGGAAGAGCUCCGUGUGCCGGGCAAAGCAAGAUCCCAACCACGCGGAAUGGCCUGAAGACGCUGCCGAGGACUUCGCUGUGCAUUCCCACGACCAGUCCAUCCGGCUGCGACUUUACUCUAGCUCCAGCUUUGGGGCAGUGCUUCUGGGGACCGCGCGCGUUUUCAUCCACGACUUGGCAGCUGGCCGAGUUGAGGUGCCUCUGAUGGACGCUGGGACCGAGGACGCAGCCGAGACUCGCUCUGUUGAGCUUGAACUCCUUUGGUCCCCGGUCCGGGAGGAGCCACCGGCCAAAGCUUCCGUGCGCCCACGCCUCGCAGGUGCUCCGCCGGCGGAGGGCUUCGUCUUGGCCUCCAUCCACUUGCACCGCGUGUCGAAUGUGCAGUCGGACAGGAAGCACAAAGUCCAUGUGAAGCUCGGCGCCGCCGACUACUUCUCGGAGGUGGGUUCCGCGCCCCCGGAGUUGGUGCAUCAGAUUGCGGAUGACGUGCUACUAGAGCUGGCGCUGAAACUCUGUGGAAAGUUGCCGCUGGCGGACUUUUCGGAUGCUCUCGGGGUCUCAGUCGACCACGCGCGCGACUUCGCCCGAGAGGUCGAGCGCCGUCGCCGCAGCGGCGCCGCUGGGACGGCGAGUGGUGGUCAUCUAAACGGGAGCUGGCAAAGUCCGGCCUUGAAGGCUUGGGCUGCCGUGGUCAUGGUCAUGACACCACGCGUAGUCGGAGGGGCGCAGCAAGAAUGGCAAACAGCUGGGAUCGCGGCUGGUGUGAGCGUGCAAGGUCCAGACUUCAACGAGAAGGUGUUUCGGGUGUGCCAUCUGCGGGCCAAGCCGAGCGACCCGCUGAUGAUCGAGCUUGUGGGAGAAGACGGCUCAAGUACGGCGCGUUUCGAUGCCGAUCUCGGCUCAGUGGUCCAGCAAGGCGGCUUCUUGGAGGGGCCGUUUCAACUCCGAUCGCCCGACGGCAUGGAGUGUACACUCCAUGGGCACAUCCGGCUCCGACGCCUCGAGGCCCCUGUCCGUCGUGACCGGGUGCAGGACUUCUCGGGCAAAGCCGUGCUAGGGCAAGAAAAGCCGGCAUUUUUCCCUCCCCCCCCCCGCCCCGAAAACACCGAAGACCCUGAAGGUUACAUCUCUAAUUGCAACGAGGCUUUCCGAAGAGUGAUAACCCGAAACCCUAAACCCUGA